CUACGCGCUGCUGGGCCGUGGGAAGAUGGCGGACGGAAAGGGAGACGCCGCCGCCGCCACCGGGGCCGGGGCAGAGGCUCCGGCCGGAGCCGGAGACGGAACCGAGACUGAGUCCAUAGCUCGGGGUCAUCGCCCCACAUCUCCGGCGCCGGGAGCUCCGGAACUGCGACCGUGUCUGUGGCAGCUGGAGACAGAGCUGAGGGAGCAGGAGGUGUCGGAGGUCUCAUCUUUGAACUACUGCCGAAGCUUCUGCCAGACCUUACUGCAGUAUGCCAGCAAUAAGAACGCAUCAGAACAUAUUGUGUAUCUUCUGGAGGUAUAUCGACUUGCCAUCCAAAGUUUUGCCAGUGCACGUCCAUACUUAACUACUGAAUGUGAAGAUGUCCUCUUGGUGCUUGGCAGAUUAGUACUGAGUUGUUUUGAAUUACUUCUUUCAGUGUCUGAAAAUGAACUGCCAUGUGAAGUCUGGGUACUCUUCCUUCAGUCCCUACAGGAGUCACAUGAUGCAUUAUUGGAAUUUGGAAAUAAUAACCUACAAAUAUUGGUUCAUGUUACCAAGGAAGGAGUGUGGAAAAAUCCAAUUCUUCUUAAAAUUCUGUCUCAACAGCCAGUAGAAACAGAAGAAGUCAAUAAAUUGAUUGCACAAGAAGGACCUUCCUUUCUGCAAAUGCGGAUAAAACAUUUGUUGAAAUCUAACUGCAUUCCCCAGGCUACUGCCUUAUCAAAACUAUGUGCAGAAUCUAAAGAAAUUUCAAAUGUGUCAUCUUUUCAGCAAGCCUAUAUUACAUGCUUAUGUUCCAUUCUCCCUAAUGAAGAUGCUAUUAAGGAGAUUGCAAAGGUCGACUGCAAGGAAGUUCUAGACAUCAUAUGUAAUCUGGAAUCCGAGGGUCAGGAUAACACAGCAUUUGUUCUUUGUACGACUUACCUUACCCAGCAGCUCCAAACUGCAAGUGUAUAUUGUUCUUGGGAAUUGACUCUAUUUUGGAGUAAACUGCAAAGAAGAAUCGACUCUUCUUUAGACACUUUUUUGGAGCGCUGUCGUCAGUUUGGUGUCAUUGCUAAAACACAGCAGCAUUUAUUUUGCCUAAUUAGAGUUAUACAAACUGAAGCACAAGAUGCUGGUCUUGGUGUGUCAAUUUUACUAUGUGUCAGAGCUCUUCAACUCAGAUCAAGUGAGGAUGAAGAAAUGAAAGCAUCAGUUUGUAAAACAAUUGCUUGUCUUUUACCAGAAGAUUUAGAAGUUAGACGAGCCUGUCAACUUACAGAAUUUUUGAUUGAACCCACUUUGGAUGGAUUUAAUAUGUUGGAAGAACUCUAUUUGCAACCAGAUCAAAAAUUUGAUGAAGAAAAUGCACCUGUCCCAAAUUCUCUCCGAUGUGAGCUCUUACUAGCUUUAAAAGCCCACUGGCCUUUUGAUCCUGAAUUUUGGGACUGGAAAACUUUAAAACGACAUUGCCACCAACUCCUAGGACAAGAAGCCUCAGAUUCUGAUGAUGACCUAAGUGGCUAUGAAAUGUCUAUUAAUGACACAGAUGUUUUAGAGUCAUUUCUCAGUGACUAUGAGGAAGGUAAAGAAGAUAAGCAAUACAGAAGAAGAGAUUUGACAGAUCAGCAUAAGGAGAAACGAGACAAAAAACCCAUUGGUUCUUCUGAAAGAUACCAGAGGUGGCUUCAGUAUAAAUUUUUCUGUUUGUUAUGUAAGCGGGAAUGUAUUGAGGCCAGGAUUCUUCAUCAUUCUAAGAUGCAUAUGGAAGAUGGAAUUUACACUUGUCCAGUUUGUAUUAAAAAAUUCAAGAGAAAAGAAAUAUUUGUUCCUCAUGUGAUGGAACAUGUUAAAAUGCCACCAAGCAGAAGGGACCGUUCUAGAAAGAAAUUACUGUUGAAAAGCUCUCAAAAGGGAAUUUGUCCCAAGAGCCCCUCUGCAACUCUGGAGCAAAAUCAGUCAUUGAAUGAACAAACCAAAGGAGAGUCUCAUGAAUAUGUCACAUUCAGCAAAUUAGAAGAUUGCCACCUACAAGACAGAGAUUUGUACCCAUGUCCUGGCACAGACUGUUCCCGUGUGUUUAAGCAAUUUAAAUACUUAAGUGUGCAUCUUAAAGCUGAACACCAAAAUAAUGAUGAAAAUGCCAAGCACUACUUGGAUAUGAAAAAUAGAAGAGAAAAGUGUACUUACUGUCGACGACAUUUCAUGUCUGCUUUCCAUCUGCGGGAGCACGAACAAGUGCAUUGCGGUCCUCAGCCUUAUAUGUGUGUAUCUAUAGAUUGCUAUGCUAGGUUUGGAUCAGUGAAUGAACUACUUAACCAUAAACAAAAACAUGAUGAUCUGCGUUAUAAAUGUGAGUUAAAUGGCUGCAAUAUUGUUUUCAGUGACUUGGGACAGCUCUAUCACCAUGAAGCACAACACUUUCGGGAUGCAUCUUAUACGUGCAACUUUGUUGGCUGUAAAAAGUUCUAUUAUUCCAAAAUCGAAUACCAGAAUCACCUCUCAAUGCAUAAUGUUGAAAGCUCAAAUGGAGAUGUGAAGAAAGUGAAGGUUGAGGAGCCUGCAGCAGGUGAAAAGCAAGAUUGUAUUGAUCGGUCCCAUCUACUUGAACAGACUGAUAAAUCACAUUUACCCGAGGAUCUUCUUUUCUGUGCAGGAUCCGCUAGUUCUCAAAUAGAAACUGCAGAAAAUCUGAAAGAAAACAGUGACAGUAAUUCUAGUGAUCAGUUAAGUCAUAGCUCUUCAGCUUCCAUGAAUGAAGAGUUAAUUGACACACUCGAUCACUCUGAAACCAUGCAGGAUAUAUUAUUAUCUCAUGAGAAAGUCUUUGUACCCUCUAGUUUAAAAGAAAAGUGUUCCAGUGUAGCAGUUUGUUUUGAUGGCACUAAGUUUACCUGUGGUUUUGAUGGCUGUGGUUCCACGUACAAAAACGCAAGAGGGAUGCAGAAGCAUCUACGGAAAGUUCAUCCAUACCAUUUCAAACCCAAAAAGGUAAAGACUAAAGAUCUCUUUCCCUGUUUGGGAAAUGAACAUAACCAAACAACUGAAAAGUUUGAUACAGAACCUAAACCCAGCUCAGAUACAAACAGUGACUCCCCGGAUGAAGGUCUUGAUCAUAAUAUUCAUACUAAAUGUAAACGAGAACAUCAAGGUUAUUCCUCAGAAGCCUCCAUUUGUGCUUCUAAAAGGCCAUGUACAGAGGAUACAAUGUUGGAACUUCUGUUACGCUUGAAACAUUUAAGCUUGAAAAACUCAAUAACACAUGGAUCUUUCUCAGGGUCAUUGCAGGGGUACCCAUCCAGUGGUGCUAAGUCUCUCCAGUCAUCUUCACCUACUAUCUCAGACCUUAAUUUUCAGAAUCAAGAUGAAAAUAUGCCAAGUCAGUACCUUGCACAGUUGGCAGCUAAGCCUUUUUUCUGUGAGCUUCAAGGAUGCAAAUAUGAAUUUGUGACCAGAGAGGCUUUGUUAAUGCAUUAUCUUAAAAAACAUAAUUAUUCAAAAGAAAAAGUCCUCCAAUUAACCAUGUUUCAGCAUCGAUAUUCCCCAUUCCAGUGUCACAUUUGCCAAAGGUCAUUUACAAGAAAAACACACCUUAGGAUUCAUUAUAAAAAUAAACAUCAAAUUGGCAGUGACAGAGUAACUCACAAACUAUUAGAUAGUGAAAAAUGUGAUCACGAAGGCCCAUGCUCAGUAGACAGGUUGAAAGAUGAUUGUUCUGCAGAACUUGGAGGUGAUCCCAGCAAUAACUCUGAAAAGCCACACUGUCAUUCUAAAAAGGAUGAAUGCAGUUCAGAAACAGAUUUGGAGUCCUCUUGCGAAGAAACUGAAAGUAAAACCUCUGAUAUUUCAUCACCAUUAGGUAGCCAUAGAGAAGAACAAGAAGGAAGAGAGGGGAGAGGGAGUAGGAGAACUGUUGCUAAAGGAAACCUGUGCUACAUUUUGAAUAAAUACCACAAACCAUUCCAUUGUAUCCAUAAAACUUGCAACUCCUCAUUCACCAAUCUAAAAGGCUUGAUUCGCCAUUACAGAACUGUACAUCAGUACAACAAAGAACAGUUAUGUUUAGAGAAGGACAAAGCAAGAACCAAAAGGGAACUUGUCAAAUGUAAAAAGAUAUUUGCUUGCAAAUAUAAGGAAUGUAACAAACGCUUCCUGUGUUCCAAAGCUCUUGCUAAGCACUGUAGUGACUCUCAUAACCUAGAUCAUAUUGAAGAGCCUAAAGUGCUUUCUGAAGCUGAAUCGGCAGCAAGGUUUUCCUGUAACCAGCCUCAGUGCCCUGCUGUAUUUUAUACAUUCAGCAAGUUGAAGCACCAUUUGAUGGAACAGCAUAAUAUUGAAGGAGAAAUACAGUCAGAUUAUGAAAUCCACUGCGAUCUCAAUGGCUGUGGCCAGAUUUUCACCCAUCGCAGUAAUUAUUCUCAACAUGUGUAUUACCGACAUAGGGACUAUUAUGAUGAUCUUUUUAGAAGCCAGAAAGUAGCAAAUGAAAGACUGCUAAGAAGUGAAAAGGUAUGUCAAGCAACUCAUACUCAGGGGCAUGAGCAUCAGGCUACCAGGAGACCCUUUAACUCUAAGGCUAAGAAAUGUGGCUUACUCAAAGAAAAGAAAGCUCCAAUUAGUUUUAAAACAAGAGCGGAAGCCCUGCAUAUGUGUGUGGAGCAGUCUGAGCAUACACAGUACCCCUGCAUGGUUCAAGGAUGCUUAUCUGUGGUGAAAUUGGAGAGCAGCAUAGUGAGGCAUUACAAACGCACGCAUCAGAUGAGCAGUGCCUAUUUAGAGCAACAGAUGGAAAAUCUUGUCGUCUGUGUUAAGUACGGUACCAAAAUUAAGGAGGAACCCCCAUCUGAAUCAGAGCCCUGUAUAAAGAAAGAAGAAGAUAGAAGCAGUGAAUCAGAGCACACAAAACACAGCCAUUCCCCUGGUGACAGUAGCAGACCUGUCCAGAACACUGACUGUCCUCAUCCAGGUGAAAGGGAUGGAGGUCAGAAAGUAUGUACAGAAAGCAGCUCAGUAUUUGACGCAGAUACUCUGCUUUACAGAGGAACUUUGAAAUGUAACCAUAGUUCAGAAACCACUUCUUUGGAACAAUGUAAUAUAGUUCAGCCUCCUCCUUGUAAAAUAGAAAAUUCCAUACCUAAUUCUGAUGGGACUGAAAGUGGGACUUACUUCACAAGUUUCCAGCUGCCUUUACCAAGGAUCAACUCAGAAACUGGGCAGCAAAGUUCAGGGCAAGAAAACACUGUUAAAAAUUCAACCCAUGUCCCAAAAGAGAACUUUAGGAAACAUUCACAGCCUAGGUCAUUUGACUUGAAGACUUAUAAACCUAUGGGAUUUGAAUCUUCAUUUCUGAAAUUUAUUCAAGAAAGUGAAGAGAAAGAAGAUGAUUUUGAUGAUUGGGAGCCUUCAGAGCACUUAACAUUAAGUAAUUCUUCACAACCCAGUAAUGACUUAACAGGGAGUGUUUUGGCAAAUAAUAUGGUAAAUGACAACAACCCUGAAGUUGACAUACCUCAUUCUUCUAGUGACUCUGCAAUUCAUGAGAACCUGACUGCAAUCCCACCUUUAAUAGUAGCUGAGACCACAACAGUUCCUUCCUUGGAAAAUCUAAGGGUUGUGUUGGAUAAAGCAUUAACAGACUGUGGAGAGCUUGCCUUAAAACAGCUUCAUUAUCUUCGGCCAGUGGUUGUCCUUGAAAGAUCUAAGUUUUCCACACCAAUAUUAGACUUGUUUCCAACAAAAAAGACAGAUGAGCUUUGUGUAGGGAGUUCCUAAGUAGCAAUUUUGUUUUAGAAACAGAUUGGCUCCAACACCGCAACAUGGGAACAAUUGCCAACUCGAACAAAGGCUGAGAACCAGCCACACCAUUGUUUAAGGUAGACUAGGCUGUGUAUUUACAUGAAUGUAUAAUAUCUAUGUCAGCAGUAUUGGCUGAGUCCAUUAGCUCUCCAGUUGGUUUAUUGAUUGGGUUUUUUUGUUUGUUUGUUUGUUUGUUUAUUAAAAAAAAAGAUGGAACUGUAUUCUUGUUUGGUGCUAAUUAAUACAUCAAAAUAUACUGGGGCUUCCUUUUUCAAAUUAAGUGUGCAUGAUUGUAUAUGGAACAAAUACUAAGAUCCCAGGGUGGGAGGGCUAGGGAAAGGGAUAUGGAGUUCUUACUUGACUUGAAUGUGCACCUGAGGGUGCUUUGUGUAAUAUAUUGUACACUACAGCAUCUUAUAUUUUUUGAGUUGAGUUUCAAUAAAUUACAAUUUUUCACCCAUUUCUUGUUUACUCAUAGUGAGUUUUCAUGCCACGUAUAAACUAGACUCUUGUACAUUCUAGAACGUGCAUGUAUAUUUACCCCAUUGGUUUUGUUUCUUUGCCAAACCAAUUCACACUUCUUUUUGAAUAUCUAUUUUUGUAAAAUUUUUAUGAAAAUUCUGAGUGCAUAAUUAGCUUAUUGAGUUUGAGCUAGUAGUUUUCAGAAGAGAAUUCUAGAAGUUGUACUGGUAGGAGAGGGCAUGCCAGGCAAAACAUGAAGGGCACAGAAAAUUCAGAGGUAUGAAAUCCUGUUCCCAGGGAACUACAAAAAAUUACGUAAGUUGGCAAUAAAAGCGGAGUACUGGGCUAGAUGAGAUACUAUAAUGGAACCCAACCAUGGAUGUUUAAAAGAGUUUGGAUUAAUCUAUAGGCAGCUGAGAACCUUUGAAGGAUUUUAAACAAAACAAUAUUCAAAUUAGUAAUUUAUAGAUAAAUUGAAGUGAGUGGUUUCUGGGGUUGAGAAUAGAAACAACACUGUUGAAAUUGAAGCAUACUUGAUGAGAGCAUAGUGAUGAUUGUAGCAGAGGUAAGAGUAAAUAAAAUUGAGGAAUUUAAAGAAGCUUGUUGGGCAUGGGAGGGUGAAGAAAAUGUUUUGAGGAAAACUUACAGAUUUGGUAGUAGUGCAAGCAAUUGAUUUAGGAAUAUAAAAGGCUUUAGGGAAGAGAAUGGAAAGCUAAGAUGAAUUUGGCCUUUGGAUAUGUUGAGUUUAGUGGAGUUCUCUAGUAACAUCAAAAACAACAUGUUAUAAAUAAAACAGUUUUAUUCUCUUGUGAAAUUUUCCACGACUAAUGAUUCAAACACUCCCAAUGUGUUUGCCAAACCUGUGGCUAAGAUUUUAAGACCUUUUUCUUUGACCUAAACUUGUUUUAUCAGCUCUUGAUCAAUUUCAUCCUGCUCCCUCUUAACCUUAAGAGUCUAAAGCACAAGCACCUCCUCCCUACCUCCAACCCAAGUCAUUUCUGGAUUCAGGGAGGUAACAGGAUUCUCAAACAAGAAUGCAAUGAAAGAAAAAGUGGCAGAAACAGAAUAUCUUAAAAGAUUUAGAGGCCACUACUGACUUGAGAUCUUGAGCUGAUUUCUUCUAUGGAGUUUCCUCACAAUAGUAAGAGGUCUGAUUUCUUCUAUGGAGUUUCCUCACAAUAGUAAGAGGUACAGGAGAUACAGGUGUUGAUCUUGAAAGGUCCUUUUCAAUGAUAGGAGCAUGAAGAACAACUGCUAAUCUCAUUGUAAAAAGUUCUUCACACUAGAAAUGUUUAGUCCAAAACAAGAGAAAACUACUAAUUUGCUUAAAAUUGAACUAUAGUCUUUCGGCACACCUAACUCCUACCCCUUAGCAGGACCAAGUGAAUAUGCAAUGAAACCACUCCCUAAUUUUCAGAACACAGUUGAAAGUUUGCCUCACAUGCAAACCUUCACUGGUUGGUCCUAAGAUCAUUUCUAUUCAUGUUAAAGUAGCUUGCUUCUUUUGAUCUUUAUUGAAGACAACAUUUUAAUUAUUGGAGUUCAGUACUUUUUUUUUUGAAGAUUUAUUUAUGCAGACAAGAACUGGGGUACAGGCCAGAGGUACGGGAGGUAAGAGGAUUCACCAGAGACAGAGUGGGGAGCAGAACAGGCUGGUUGAAAUAAACUGAGGGGAGCAGCAGACAAGACAGGAGAGGUCUGUUGUGCCAUAUGGGUCAUCUCCCUGGCUGGGAUUGAACAACAACUGCAGUAGUAGCAGAUAGCUUCACAGCGCUGACGCUUAACCCCUUGCUCCACUAGGGAGGCCUAGUAUUUUUUUUAAAGUCUCUUGAGGAUUUGCCCCUAAACCCUGAGACAGACUCAGAAGCUUUGACUUUGUUUUUAAACCCUUUUUCAAGUCAAGGAUGCCCCUGAAAAUAAUGGGUAGAAUCUGAGAGUGCCAGAUACUUACUCUUGCGUUCUAUCCAAAAUUGUCAUCUCACUAUUUCUCCAGGUUUAUGAACAUGUAUGUGAAAGAGAGGGUGGGGAAUAAUGCAGGUUUUGAUUAACCUUCUAGGGCUUCUAUCCCCAACCUAUCUCAAUAAGUUUUUCCAGACAUCUGUUGUCAUGGAUCUUUAAGCACUGGAGCAGAUUAAACAGCCUAGAAAGAAUGAUCCACUCUACUGUUGUGCUGUCUAUACCUGCAGGGGUAGGUUCCGCGACAGACUGUAUUUGGAGGUUUGGAACACUUUGAGGAACAUAACAAGGAUAGUCAGGUUUUACCAGAAAAAAAGGCAGGAGGGACAGGAAAUUUAUAGCCAAAUAUUUACUAAGCAUGUACCAUCUACUUCCUCCCAAGGUAAAGAGUUGACCAUGACAUGGUAAGUUUCCUGCAUCAUGAGGCUAGUGACAAAGGUAAACAUUAAAAAAAAAAUACCGGAAGUUAUUAGUUAAAUAAAAGUGCUACCAAAGGAAAAAGAACAGGUAAAUGCCCUUGAGGAAACAGUUUUUACACUGGAAAUCUGAAGAAUCAAUAGGAAUUAGACAAAGGAUAAUCCAGUACAUGUGAAGGGGUUGUGGUGCAACAACUUAGCAUGUUAGUGAUAUUGACAAAUUUGUAGCCCAAUUGGAAGGAUAAAAAGGAAAGGAAGGAGAGAAUGUUAGCUAAACAGGAAACAGGUAUUUUCAUGCCUUGUAACCAUGUUCUAGAUUUUACAUUUCAAAAGCCAAGUAUGGAAGAACCCGAAAGUUGGUAUUGCAACAGUCUAAGCUGCAAUGCAUAAAAAAUCCAAUAGGAUAUGACAUGAAUGACUACUGAGUGGAAAUGAGUGAUGGCUGACUAGAUGGACGAAUGAAUGCUACUAAAGUUGGUCUGAGAUGCCUUCUGUAUAUUGAUCAGAUUGAUCAUUGUAGGUGGUCAGGAAUCCAAGUGGGGAGUCAAACAUGGAUUCUGGGGACUAGAUGCUCUCUGAGGCAUCUUAUGCUAAGGAGAUUUACAAUACAUGUGUUGGAUCAUAAAUGUUACUACUAAUAGUGUGUGGCAUAGUUCUAUUGCACAAGUUAAUCAAAUUCUCAUUACAACUCUACAGGGUAGGAAUUACUGCUACUUUACAAAUGAAGAUACUGCCUCAAGUGACUUGCCCAAGAUAACAAGGUUAGUGAAUAGUAGAGUCAAAAUUGAACCCAAAGACCUAUCCUCUUAACA
Talpa occidentalis (Iberian mole) is the source of this 9425-nucleotide messenger RNA. It is a transcript of the gene RLF, whose product is annotated as RLF zinc finger. Gene Ontology annotation, cellular component: nucleus. The coding region runs from base 26 to 5755 and encodes 1909 amino acids. The transcript has 8 exons. Gene Ontology annotation, biological process: regulation of transcription by RNA polymerase II. NCBI's taxonomy places the organism in Eukaryota, Metazoa, Chordata, Mammalia, Eulipotyphla, Talpidae. Gene Ontology annotation, molecular function: DNA-binding transcription factor activity, RNA polymerase II-specific; DNA binding. The record is from RefSeq and is a predicted model, not a curated record.